Messenger RNA from Penicillium angulare, 1125 nucleotides. Its product is annotated as HAD-superfamily hydrolase. Gene Ontology annotation, cellular component: mitochondrion. Gene Ontology annotation, biological process: glycerophospholipid biosynthetic process. NCBI's taxonomy places the organism in Eukaryota, Fungi, Ascomycota, Eurotiomycetes, Eurotiales, Aspergillaceae. The transcript is spliced from 2 exons. The record is from RefSeq and is a predicted model, not a curated record. Bases 1 to 1125 code for a protein of 374 amino acids.
AUGAAGCUCAAUCUCGAUCAAGGCGCCAGUCUGGAUGCGGGACAAGCUGUCCAACUAGUCGCCUCUUUGGCGACGCCUUCAAUAGUGACUACUAGUACCGACUAUGCACUAGCUUUUGAUAUUGAUGGAGUCCUAAUGCGAGGUGGAGAAGCCAUCCCCGAGGCUGUUAAGGCCUUGAAAUAUAUUAAUGGCGAGAAUCCCUAUGGAAUUCGAGUCCCCUACAUCUUUCUUACCAACGGUGGUGGUAAAACCGAAGAAGAACGGUGUUCGGACCUGAGUCGUCAGCUUGGUCAGAAGAUCGACCGGGGUCAGUUCAUCUGCGGCCACACCCCUAUGCGUGAGAUGGCACAGCGAUACAACACCGUCCUCGUCGUGGGCGGAGAAGGCGAAAAAUGUCGCAUCGUCGCUGAAGGCUAUGGUUUCAAAGACGUCAUCACCCCCGGCGACAUGAUCAAGACUCGUCAAGACAUCACUCCCUUCCGAAAGCUGACGAAAGAGGAAUUUAACAACUCGCGGACACUAGACCUGAAAAAGACCAAGAUCGACGCUAUCUUCGUCUUUGCGGAUAGUCGCGACUGGGCUGGCGAUCAGCAGAUCAUCUUGGAUGUUUUGUUGACCAAGAACGGCCAGUUGGGCACACGAUCGGACACCUUCGACGAGGGCCCAACUCUGUUUUUCUCGCACAAUGAUGUCGUCUGGUCUACUUCGCACGACUACUCGCGCAUUGGCAUGGGUGCUCUCCGCGCUUCCCUAGAGGCCCUCUACCAGGCCAUUACCGGGAAGAAACUCCUCACUAUUGCGUUUGGCAAGCCGCAAAAAGGCACUUUCCAGUUCGCAACUCGGCUCUUACAGCAAUGGCGAAGUGACUCGCAUGGCAUCGACGAGCCCCCGUCCACCGUCUAUUUUUUCGGUGACACUCCCGAGUCAGACAUUCGCGGUACAAAUGAGUUCGAUGAGACUGUCGAUCAGGAAUGGUACUCCAUCCUGGUCAAGACAGGUGUUUAUCAGAAUGGGGCUAUCCCGCGAUACGAGCCGAAGAAGAUUUGCGACAACGUUUAUGAUGCUGUCAAGUUUGCCAUUGAGCGCGAACUUGAAAAGACGAAUGAAAAAGGCUACAUCCAAUGA